Amphimedon queenslandica is the source of this 1491-nucleotide messenger RNA. Its product is annotated as zinc finger protein ZPR1-like. The record is from RefSeq and is a predicted model, not a curated record. Lineage: Eukaryota; Metazoa; Porifera; Demospongiae; Haplosclerida; Niphatidae. Gene Ontology annotation, molecular function: zinc ion binding. The transcript is spliced from 10 exons. Gene Ontology annotation, cellular component: nucleus. Bases 6 to 1436 code for a protein of 476 amino acids.
GCAAGAUGGAGAAUGAUGAGGGUAAGACAAAUCCUAAUGGUGAGGCUAACGGUGUCCUACCUGCUACAUCAGAGACCCUGACACAGCCUCUCUUUCGUCCAUUAUCUGCGGCUAACAUAGAGGAACUGGAGACGAGUGAAUUAGAGUCACUCUGCCUCUCUUGUCAUGAAAACGGAGUGACUCGUUUGCUGCUGACCAAGAUACCAAUGUUCCGUGACAUCAUUGUGAUAUCGUUCCAUUGUCCUCACUGUGGCAACAGUAACAAUGAGAUACAGGAGAAUUCCCCAACCCAAACCGAUGGAGUUGAAUACACUGUAGCCAUUAAUGAACCAACUGAUUUGAAUCGUCUUGUUGUCAAAGCCAACCAUGCCUUGCUCAAGAUCCCAUCACUCGAGUUUGAGAUACCCCCAGGGACCCAGAAAGGUAGCAUCAAUACGCUGGAGGGCUUCAUUCAAAUGAGUAUCAGUGAACUGGAACAAGACCAACCAGCAAGGAAGGAGCAGUAUCCAGAAAUAGCUGCUAAAAUUGAUGACUUUAUUAAACGGUUGAGCUCUAUUCUUAAAGUGGAAACACCCUUUAAUAUUGUCAUUGAUGAUCCUAGUGGUAAUAGCUUUGUUGAAAGCAAAACAGGAGUAGGCAUUGAAGGAAGCACUGAUGACAAACUCUCAGUCAAGAGAUACAAGCGUUCCGAAGAGCAAGACAAGCAACUUGGGAUCAUUGAUACCUCCACCAAAGGAGAAUCUUCAGAUAACAUUCCAUCAGCUCACACUUUAGAAACUGGAGGAGUUGAAAGCAGUACGAGCAUUCGAGACGAAGUAAUGAGCUUUGGUACAGAGUGUCCUAACUGCCAGAUGCCAGCAGAGACCAAUAUGAAGCUAGUUGAUCCCUCCUCCCUACUAAUAGAUAUACCUCACUUUAAAGAGGUUGUCCUCAUGGCCCUUAACUGUGAUUACUGCGGACACAAGAGCAACGAGAUCAAGUCUGGAUCAGGUAUCAGUGAUAAGGGGAAGAAGAUUGAGCUCAGGAUCACCGAUCCGACUGAUCUAUCCCGUGACAUAUUAAAAUCUGAGACUGCUUCAAUGUAUAUACCGGAACUUGAAUUUGAGGUCAAGCCUGGGACUCUUGGAGGUCGUUUCUCAACGAUUGAAGGUAUUCUGACUAGCAUCAAGGAACAGUUGGCUGGUGCUAAUCCUUUUGUCACUGGGGAUGCGUCAAGCGGCAGUAAAAUGGCUGAGUUUAUCAAAAAACUUGAUGAGGUUAUUAAAGGUCAAAAAUUGAAUAUUCACAUUAUAUUAGAUGAUCCAGCUGGUAAUAGCUACUUACAGAACUUGUACGCUCCUGAUGAAGACCCAGAGAUGAAGAUCCUUGAGUAUGAUCGUACUUUCGAGCAAAAUGAUGAUUUGGGUCUCAACGACAUCAAAACGGAGGAUUACUAAUAAAAUUAUUACUGCAUUUAUAAAUUUUCAGUUUUUUGAUUUCAUAAUAUUUGUC